Seminavis robusta is the source of this 5084-nucleotide messenger RNA. NCBI's taxonomy places the organism in Eukaryota, Bacillariophyta, Bacillariophyceae, Naviculales, Naviculaceae. The record is from the annotation of a GenBank genome assembly.
GUUAGCCAUGACGAAGUGCAAUCGAUCGAGAUCAUGUUAGAUCAAUAGCAGUACUAGUACGCCAUUAGUUGUUUGAACUUCUACCCUAUCCGCAGAAGCAGACAAGACGAUGGGAGAUAAUGAAGGCCAGAUGUUGAGCACACCACGGGCUAAGAAGAGGUCGAGCCAUGAUCAGAGGCGUCAAACUCGGUUGGGGCAUCAGUCGCCGAUCAUUGUCCAAUCCCCACAAAUCCAUCAUCCAUCACCAUACCAUCAACUGUCAACUUCCGACAGCGAUUUUGUCAUGGCUGAACCAGACGACAACGUUUCGCCAUUCGAGGCUCCUCAGAGAUAUAACCAAUCCGAUUAUUUCGGUAAUGGACCCCUGGGAGCCUCCUCCACGUUACGGCACGUCCGACACAUUUCCAAGCGUGUCGGAUUGGCCAGCAAAAAAGUUAUUUGGGAUUCCAACGACAAUGCAAUUGAUGCGGCUCAGAUUGCGGUGGAUCAGUGGGAAGAAUCCUAUAAUGCCCUUCGUGGUCUCUUGCUAGCGACAACCAACAAUGCGGUCAAGCUCUACGGUGCUGCCAAAGCAGGCGCCACUGGCUUGGAACAUGGAAUCUUGGUGCCUGUACGAGAUUGGAUACUCCUUCCGGCAUUUGACGCUGCAGAAAAGACUGUGGGAUUCUUGCAGAGCGAACAAGCCCAUCAGGCCGCAUCCCAGUCUCUGCAAUUGGUCCAGCAAGUUCCAUGGGUAGGACCCACUGUAUUGGCACCUUCGAUGGUAUUAUGGGUCCAAGUGGUGCAAACAUCCUGGCAAGUUGCUCUAUAUCCUGUUCCUUCACGGCAUCAAGUACGAAACAGCGUUGAUUUUGUGUUGACAGGCACCAAAUGGGCCCUGAGCACAGCUGCCCGAGAGAUACUGUUUUACAUUAAGCGAGCUGACGCUAUUAUCACCCGUACCCUCAGCCACACACAAUGGAAGGUGCUCGGUUCAGGACCGUAUGCAACUCUGGACAAAUUGAAUAAGCAAGAAGUUAUUGAUCACCUAUGCGAGCGAUAUUUCAGUCUCCGUGGUACCAUUACCCGCUAUGAGCUUGCGGCCCAUGUCCGAGAGCACAAUUUACCACUGUACCGGGAUUUGGUACUGACUGGAAUACUGCGUGAAAGAGGGGGAAGUUUGACCAAAGACGAUGAGUGGUUAUCCACUUGCCCGUCCUACCGCAAAAAUUCGAAAGAAGCAUUCCUGUUGCCCAACUACCAUGUGGCCGACACUGCCGAUGCCGAUCUUGGCUCGGAUUUGACAGAUGCCGGAUCUGCCCUCUGGUUUAGAUUGCCGUACAUCAAUGGGAAGAGACCAAGCAGGGACACGCCGUGGGUACGUUUCAAUGGUGAUGACCGAGCCAAAUUAGAACGUAGGUACCUGGAUAUAGUUCAAGACGGGACCAGCACGAGAUCGAGCCACCUCAAUCCGUCUCCAGAAAAGUCUGAGUCACUUGAAGAAACUGGUUUGGAGCAUCCUGCAUCAUCAAGAGAAGUCUCAAAGAACGACAACGAUGUCAAAGACUACUCGUCGUGUCAAUCCCAAGAUUACGGUGGAGAUAAUGCCGAAAUGGGCAUGGGUGUCUCGUCGGGGUAUCCAACGGUAGCCCAAUGGUACGUUCCAGACUUGGAGAGGGACGUCAUGGUUGAUCAGAAGCGACAUUCUGUUUCCUAUUACAUGUGUUGCCCUCGAUGCCGGAAGAGACAUGAAUCGUUCUCGCUGGAACAAGACGUUCGUUCAAAACCUCCCAGUUUUGGGGAUGUUUGUCGAAGCUGUGCUGACAGUGAAGCCGCAUUGGCCAUGCUAUCCUCGCCUCCUCUGUCCAUGGUCAUGAGACCCAACUUGUGGAGAUUCCAUGGUCCGGGAGAUGAAGUCAGACGGGCCGUCUGGUUUUUGGAUACUAGACGGCAUGGUUUGCAACCCUUUGGUGAAGAAGCGCAGGCAGUGUUGGAAGAUGCCUACUUGUUUUUGAAGUGGAGACGAGAAUGCCUGAAAGAGGGCCUCGCAGAAGGGAGGGAUGACACAACGCUGCAACCAGUUCGGGAAAGCACUUGCCCUGAAGACGCAGACGCCCCCGAACGGAAAGUGGAACAAGAAGGCCACCUGGACGAAAAUGCCUUGCUGACGGUUCAAGUCGAAAGCCCAGAUGGAGGUGAACAGCAACUUGUUCAGUUUUCAUCCCUUACAGCUGCCACUGCCAUCAAGAAGGGGCUUGGAGGCGCCAUUUCGCUCUUCAAGCGGAGAGUCUAUCGUGGAGCGGAUCUGUCGCACCCCAAAAUUCCUGAAUCUGUUUUUGGUGUCACUCCUGAAGCAGUCUUCUCUGGUGACUUCAGUCUGAAAUCGCAGCAUCAACCAGAAGCCGACAACAAUGAGCAGAAUGACGAAAACGAAGAUGACGAAGAUUGGGCCGUAUUGCCAGUGGCGAGCAGCAAAAAGUCGUUGGCAGUUCCUUCGACACAGUUUGAUGAUGUGGACCGAGAUCCCCAAAGGCAAAGCGACGAUGACACUGACAGAACCGACGACAUCGAUCAUCUCGUUCUGAUGGUCCACGGAAUAGGAGAGAUGCUUCGUUCGGUGGACUUGUUUGGUCUCCAAAUCACAAACUUGUCAACCAUCGUUGAUUGCGCUGGAUUCCUGAGACAGAAUCAUGCCGAGGUACAAAGCGCACGGUUUUCUCACAUGUACCCAACCCACGAGUCUGUUCCAACUGUAUCGACGGGGAGGGUUGAAUAUCUACCAAUUGAAUGGCACGAAGCUUUUUCUAUCAUGUCUCAGCGCAUGUCUGCUCCAUCUCAGUUUGAGGCAUCACCAAUAGGGAGACAGCUUGUCAAGGCGGGAGGACGCCAGUCUCGAGUUAUGAUGCAAGACAUCUCUCUGAGGACCAUCCCUCAGAUGCGAACUUUCGCGAAUGACACGUUGAUGGACGUUCUCUUUUUCAUGUCCGCUGAGCAUCAUGACACGAUUAUUCAAAUUUGUACAGCUGAGAUGAACGUGGUUGUGCAAAAAUUCAAAGCGUUGACGGGCUUUCGUGGUAAAGUUUCUAUUAUUGGCCAUUCGUUGGGAUCAAUAAUCAGCUGGGACAUCCUAGCUCAUCAGUUUCCCAGCAAGGUGAUGGACUCUUUCAUGAGUGGAGAUGAGCCUCAUGGCGACAGCAUACCAGUAGGCGGGAAAAGUGACGUGAGAAGCCAUAACGCAGAGGAAUGGGAGGACGUCUCGACUUCAUGUCCCGAGUCACCCGAAGACAGUAACUUCGAAUCCGCUGAGCUACAAGUUCCGAAUUCUUCUGAGCACAAGGGCCUGGAAGUCAGCAACGUUAGAACGUACGAUUCCUUCGUCAGAGACCCAUCUUCCUCGUGGCAAUAUCCAAAGCUACAGUUUGAUGUCGACAAUGCCUUUAUGUUGGGAUCGCCUAUUGCUGUUUUCCUCAUGGUGCGCAAUCAACGAAAACCGCUCAGUGCGGACUAUUCACUGGGCGGCUGCUCUCGUGUAUUCAACAUCUUUCAUCCCUAUGACCCUGUUGCCUAUCGGAUUGAGCCACUUAUCGACCCUCGCAACAGCGAAUUUGAGCCUAGAAUCAUGACCCACUGGAACGGGGGAUUCCGUGUUCAAUACCAAACGAAGCGUCUGUGGAGAAAGUUGAUUCAGACGACCAUGCAGACGCAGCAGACAGUCAUUGAGCGACUCGAAGAAGGAAUUGCCGGGAUGGGACUAUUGGAUGCUGUGGGCGAUCUCAAUGACGAAGACAAUCAGCCCGUUCGUGGCACGCCUGAUGAUGACCAAGCCACCAAUCAUGUGGCCACGGGCAAGCUCAACGAAGGCCGCCGAAUAGAUUACAUGUUGCAAGAAAAAGAAAUUGAAGCUGCCAACGAGUACGUCGCUGCUUUUGCUGCGCACUCCGCCUACUGGCAGGAGAAGGACCUUAGUCUCUUCAUAGCACGGCAGAUCUACCUGAGCAGGCUCGCUCGAGAGCAAGCUCUACACUUUGAAGACUUGCUGCCGUUUCACGACGCAAUAUCAUCACCUCAUGCCAAGUAAGAACCCAUAACGACUUCCGUAGGACAGACAUCUUCUUCUUUAGAUUGAUGCACAAUAUGUAUUUCUAAAACCUAAAAGGUAGCUUUCCAGGGCCGACGCAGAGAACCCAAGACGACCUCGGAUUCUCUCCCGGCCGUCCACUGCGAAGUGAUGAAGUAGAGCAAGUUUCACGGCUAGCCCGUCUUUGGAUGCUUUCCAAUGGUCGUGAAGAUACUUGGUUGCAGCAUCUCUUCGUUUUUAGUUCGAAGUUCAUCCUCGGUGUCCUCUUCCUCAUUGCUUACUGCAUUGCUUUCCUGCAGGGGGGGCUCUUCUGUCACCACUUCACCUACAUUGUCAUGGUCAAGGUGACUUGUCUGCUCUGUUGAAGCCCGGUCAUGGCUUCCAUCUGUGACUUGUUGUUCCUUGUUAGCCAUUUUUGCUUCGCCCGCAUCAUUUGCAUCGCCAUCGUCCUUCUCUUCCUCGUUGCUCGAUUCAUUGCUUCCCUGUACCUGGCACUCUUCUGUGACUACUUCACCUACAUCACUGUGUUCAUGGAGACUCGUUUGCACCGUUGGAGCCUGGUCGUGUCCAUCUUUGACUUCUUGGUCCUUGUUUGCCAUUCUCCCACCGGCAUCAUUUGUGUCCUCCUCGUCUUCCUCGUUGCUCACAACAUUGCUUUCCUGCCUCAGGUGCUCUUCUUUCAUCACUUCACCUACAUUGUCAUGGUCAAGGAGACUCGUUCGCUCGGUUGAAAUGUGGUCAUGGCUUCUGUCUUUGACUUCCUGGUCCUUGUUAGCCGUUUUUACUCCACCGGCAGCAUUCGUGGCGUUGUCGUCGUCCCUGAAGUCCUCUACUGAGUCAUUGCUCCCCUUUGGCGACUCGAGCUCGGAAAAAGACAGUGCCGCCAACAAGCUCAUCCGUGCUUCUUGGAUGGAGCUGUCAUUGUCAUCUCCUCCGACCCGGGCUCCUAUUCGUUCUCGCAGGGUUGACUCCAGGUCAGAUAUAUCUGUGAUGGCUGUUGAUUCCAGGUCAGAUAUAUCUGUGAUGG